ACUUUUGCUCUAACAAUUUUCUUUUGUUUCCUCGAUUAGUGCCGCUGGUUAGCAGUGGAAAAUCGAAUGAAAAAAGGAAAUCGUAUCCUUAAAGUGUCCCAAAUAGUGUCAAGCAAGUAAUUCCGUUCAUUUAUCGUUAAUUUCCAUUCCUCGUGGUGGGUUGGGAACCGUUCCCUGUGUGCACGCACAAUUUUGGGCAUCUCGUUAUCCUAGGAAACCGGGUGUUCCAUUUCGCUGCAUUUCGGCAUCCACAUGCGUAUGUGAAACAACCUGUAUACGCACCAACCGCCAUUGUGUGCGUGCAUGCACACGCGUUUGCUUUUAUCCCUUAAAGGACGAAACGCAACGUACGGGAGCAACCCGUGGAACAAAAAACAGAAUCACGGUGCGAAAGGGAGCACAACGGAACAGCAUACAGUUCCCGCGGUACCGUUUCAUGUGCACGGUUUUGGGUCGAAGUUGAAGGUUGACGUGUGCCAAACCGGGAGUUUGUUGUCUCUCUGUACCGCGCGGGCUGUUGUUGCUGUCGUGUGCUGCCGUUUGGAUGUUUGUGCUGGAGGACACAGUAGACAUUGAUGGACUGGUGAUGAUGAUGCUGUGUUGUUAGUAAUUAGCGGUCCAUUUCUUCUGUUCCCCAGGCAUGUAACACAUGCAACGAAUGGACAUUAACGCUCAGUCCUUUUUUGGGCACAAUUUCACGUAAAAAUAGUGGCCGCGUGUGCUUGGAUGUGCAAAGUUUAACGAUAACGGAGAAUAUUCUACCAAUGGUGGUACCCGGUGUGAUGCGGGUUAAAGUUAGUGUUUUGUUUUGAUUUCUUACUUUUCCGUGAUUAGUGUGAAUUUAUGCUAACAGUAACGACGUAAAGUGCGAAUUUGUUCAUGACAUCAUAAUCAACAGUGUGUUCUGAAAUUAAAUUUCCUGUGCCAGUGCUCCCAGUAGUACAAGGCUACUGAAGAAGACUAGUUUUCCCUCAACUGCAUCAUACAAAAUAAACAAAACAAUUCCAGGGGUAAAGCGAUUGCAGUAGGCCCUGCCCGGUUCCGUUGCACAUUUGCCUUGGUUACGCGUUUGUCGAAAGUCAACAGGGAGGAGAGUUCCCCAUCCAUUGCUAGCUGCUACGGUAGUGUGUGACAAACGUUUGCAAUCGAAGGAACGGUUGAAGGUGAAGCAGAAGCCAGGGCAGAGCUGUAGUCCCAACGAAGAGGAGCGACCUUUUUACCGAGAAUAGCCGUCCGUAUCGUGAGAAGAGGACGAGAAAUCUUGUCGAGUCCCACCAAAACCAACCCAACGCAAGGCGAACGCGCGAGGAAACAUUUUUAAAAAUGGUGCAGGCACUGGACGAGUAUGACAUUCAGCCGGAUCUGCCGCAGGCAUUACGAUUGCUGGAUGAAAUGAACAACAACUUCAAGCAGGUGUCCGAUCUGGUAGGCAACAUGCUGCAACGGGUGAAAACGGGCGAACUAUCGACCGAGUACGGGCUAAACUUUCUCGAAAUCAAGUACCAUAUGCUGCUGAACUAUCUCAUCAACCUGACGUACGUGGUGUUGCGAAAAUGCUCUGGACACCGAAUCGAGAAGGAUCCAUCGAUCGACCGGUUGAUUGAAAUACGAACCGUGCUGGAAAAGAUCCGACCCAUCGACUACAAACUACGCUAUCAGAUCGACAAGCUGGUAAAGACGGCAGUUACGGGCAGCAGUACGAGCACAGCCGAUCCUACCGCGUUCCGUGCAAACCCGGCCAACCUUAUGUCACAGGUGCCGGCACCGGGAGAAGAGGCGGGUGCAGGCAGCACUGCAGCAGGUGAGGGUGAUGGUCCCGAUACGGACGACGGUGCCGAUUCGGACAGUUCCGCCAUGGUGAUGCUGAAACUGAAACGCGCCAAGGAAGCAGCCAAAAAGGGUGGAGCAGCAGGUGCCCGUGGUGGCGGUGGGGACCGUGAUGACGGUGCAGCACGACGUAGCAAAUCGGACGUGUAUGUGCCACCGAAGCUGACAUCGAUGCCUUACGAGGAAGAUACGAAGGCGGAUCGGGCACGAAAGCAGCUGGAGCGAGCAAAAAAGCAUGCCCUCGGCUCGUCACUGAUACAGGAUCUGAAGGACGAGUAUCUAGACACACCGGUUGAGCUGUCCAGCAGUUCCCGUGCGCAGCAGAUUCUGUCGCGACGUGAGCGUGAGCGGGAGGAGUAUGAAGAGACGUAUCUUACGCGCCUUCCGGUUACGAAAGCGGACAAACACCGCAGCAGGAAGUUAACGACACUCGCUUCAUUGGGCGACGAAUUGACCAGCUUCACUAAUAUAAGCGUGCUCAACGAAGACUAUCCUUCAACGUCUGCGGGUGGUACUGGUGGUGGCAAAAAACGUAAAGCCGGAAAAAUGAAUAAAAAGCACGGUAAGAAGCGUCGCUUCCGUUAAAUAUUAUACGUGAUACGUGAAGACGCAGUAAGGAGAGUAUAGCGAAAACUACAAUGGACAACAUCGUUUCUAGACAGGUAGUGUGUCCUCCAAACAGAAAGCUCCAAAUAGGAAUUGAAAGCUUUCAAGCUGGUGUAAGCAGGGGAUUUACUGUAAGCAGAUGUGUUUACUACUGCACAUUUUGUACUCCUUUUGUUUAAUCGUUUAGGUUCUACCCUAUUUGCAGAUUAUGAUUGAAUUGUAUGUUUUAGUUAUAUGAUUACAUGUUUCAAUUUGUUCUUGUUAGUUCUAUGGACUAAGGCGGAGUUUCAUUUUUUGUUGAUAGUUCACAUUAUCAAAUAUCGUAAUUUUUUUUCCUUAGAAAAUGGAAAGGUCUAUGAAUUAAUAUACUUUUCUUAGUGUCCAGCCCAAACAGAAGAUGUUACGAAAAAUUGCUUUUGUAAACGUUACAAAUAAUUUCACGAGUGGAAGAUGGAAAACAGAAGAUUCGACAGAAAUGAAGACAGAAGGCUGAGGGCGCGUAAAAUGUAAACAGAUGUAAAGAAUAACAAAGCAUACGAGAAAUAUCGUUACAAGAGAAGCCUUUUAUAAUAUAUUUAUAAGAGAAUAUUUUUUCUCCUUUUUUCAAUAACUCUUAAACCGGCGAGAGACAUAAAAGGGGUAAAAAACAUACGAAUCAUAAAUUGAUCCAUACAACUAUACCAAUACCAUUGCGCUGAAAUUCUCACAGCACAAAUACAAAACUUUCUCCGAAUGGGCAUACCGGUAUGUCUUAGUUUCGUUUACACGUACAUUCGUUAUUAGUUCCUUCGUUGGGCGUUCGUUUUCGAGGAAGCAAAAUAUACAAAAACCUAGUUAUAACGAAAUAGAACUAAAACUGUAUAAUAGAAAUAUGCAAACGAACAACAAUAACACUGAGAAUAGUUAAUGAUAUGAAAUGAGACCUUUAUGUUGUUUUCUAGCAUUAAUACAACCGGUUCUGUGGAACGAAAAAGCGUGGCAGCACGCGGAACGACAACUACAGGUGAAGAUGCAAUUGUUAGCAAGAGAAGGAUUGGAUAAGAGAUGGAGAUAGGCUUUCGACGAAGAAAGAGAGAUGUUAAGAUAAGAUUAACCAUAUUGUUGCCUUUUUCUAUAACAGUACGUAAGGAAAGAGAUUUCUUAUAAGAGUUUAGCAUGCUGUAAAAUGUGGAACCAUUGCCGAACAUAGUGAACAUAUACCGAUUAAAGAAUGAAGGGAAAAUGAGUUAUCAUUUUAACAAAUGAAAGAAGAGACCAGUUAUUGAUUGGAAAUGAUUGAAGAAAUCGAGAGAAUAAUGGAAAGGCAUUCAUAAUUAACCAAGAGAAAUAAUGGCACGAACAUAACGAUUAUGAAACAUGAAGUUGGAGAAAUAAACGCGACCCGCGCGAAACCAUAAAAGAGACAGGGUAAGAAGACGCUGAAACGCAAAAGAGGGUUCAG
Anopheles moucheti is the source of this 3874-nucleotide messenger RNA. RefSeq names its product neuroguidin. The record is from RefSeq and is a predicted model, not a curated record. Gene Ontology annotation, biological process: maturation of SSU-rRNA from tricistronic rRNA transcript (SSU-rRNA, 5.8S rRNA, LSU-rRNA). Bases 1324 to 2412 code for a protein of 362 amino acids. The transcript is spliced from 5 exons. Lineage: Eukaryota; Metazoa; Arthropoda; Insecta; Diptera; Culicidae. Gene Ontology annotation, cellular component: nucleolus; small-subunit processome.